Molecule: messenger RNA, 5598 nt
Organism: Sclerotinia sclerotiorum 1980 UF-70
Lineage: Eukaryota; Fungi; Ascomycota; Leotiomycetes; Helotiales; Sclerotiniaceae
Exons: 3
Coding region: 1-5598 (1865 amino acids)
Biological process (GO): long-chain fatty acid biosynthetic process
Cellular component (GO): fatty acid synthase complex
Molecular function (GO): 3-oxoacyl-[acyl-carrier-protein] reductase (NADPH) activity; fatty acid synthase activity; 3-oxoacyl-[acyl-carrier-protein] synthase activity
Source: RefSeq, a predicted model, not a curated record
AUGCGUCCCGAAGUCGAGCAAGAGCUCGCCCACACGCUCCUUGUUGAGCUUUUGGCAUAUCAAUUUGCAUCUCCCGUAAGAUGGAUUGAAACACAAGAUGUCAUUUUAGAUGAGAAGACUACCGAAAGAAUCGUCGAAAUUGGUCCUGCAGAUACCCUUGGUACCAUGGCUAAGCGGACACUCGCCUCUAAAUACGAAGCCUACGAUGCAGCAAAAUCUAUUCAACGUCAAAUUUUAUGUUACAACAAGGAUGCCAAGGAGAUUUACUAUGAUGUCGACCCAGUGGAGGAUGAGCCUGCGGCUGCUCCAAGUGAUUCUUCACCAGCACCAGCUGCAUCGUCUAGCUCGGCACCCGCUCCAGUUGCAGCAGCCCCUCCACCAAGUGCAGGUCCGGCCGCACAAGUUUCAGAUGCCCCAGUUGGAGCCAUAGAUAUUGUGCGAUCUUUGAUUGCCCAAAAACUCAAGAAACCACUUCUGGAAAUUCCCUUGACCAAGGCCAUUAAGGAUCUUGUCGGAGGAAAAUCUACACUGCAAAAUGAAAUAUUGGGAGAUUUGGGCAAAGAAUUUGGAUCAACGCCUGAGAAGCCAGAAGAUACCCCUCUAGACGAGUUAGGAGCUUCGAUGCAGCAAACUUUCAAUGGUCAAUUAGGGAAGCAAUCAUCAUCCCUCGUUGCGAGAUUAAUAUCCUCAAAAAUGCCUGGUGGAUUCAAUAUCACCGCAGCACGGAAAUACUUGGAAACACGAUGGGGUUUGGCAUCUGGAAGACAAGAUGGUGUCUUGCUUUUGGCUCUGACAAUGGAGCCAGCAGCACGUUUAGGAUCUGAAAGCGAUGCUAAGGCAUUCCUCGACGACGUUUCACAAAAGUAUGCAGCAAAUGCAGGCAUCAGCCUUUCUACGGUAUCUGCCAGUGCCGAUGGAGGUGGUUCGGGUGGUGGAAUGAUGAUGGAUCCCGCUGCCCUUGAUGCUUUGACCAAGGAUCAGAGGGCACUUUUCAAGCAGCAGCUUGAGCUUUUCGCUAGAUACCUCAAGAUGGAUCUCCGAGCCGGUGACAAGGCGUUCAUUGGUGCGCAACAAUCAGAGAAGGUACUUCAAGCGCAACUCGACCUGUGGAAUGUCGAACAUGGAGAGUUUUACGCUUCAGGUAUUGAGCCCGUCUUCACCUCAUUAAAGGCUAGAGUAUACGAUUCUUCCUGGAAUUGGGCUCGACAAGAUGCUUUGACAAUGUACUACGAUAUAAUUUUCGGUCGACUUCAAGCAGUUGAUCGAGAAAUCGUUAGCCAGUGUAUUCGUAUCAUGAACAGAUCCAACCCUACCCUUCUGGAAUUUAUGCAAUAUCACAUGGAUAACUGCCCAACUGAGCGUGGCGAGACUUAUAAGCUUGCAAAAGAACUCGGGCAGUCCCUCAUCGAUAACUGCAGAGAUGUACUCCACGAGUCGCCUGUUUACAAGGACGUUGCAUUACCAACCGGACCACACACAACAAUCGAUGCUCGCGGCAACCUAGAAUAUGCCGAGAUCCCAAGAUCUAGUGUCCGAAAGCUCGAGCACUAUGUGCGAGAGAUGGCUGAUGGUGGAAAGAUUUCAGAAUAUGGAAACCGAACCAAAGUCCAGAACGAUCUCAGCCGUAUUUACAAGCUUAUCAAGCAGCAACACAAGCUCUCCAAAGCAUCACAGCUCCAGAUCAAGAGCCUUUACGGUGAUGUUAUUCGCUCUUUAGCGAUGAGCGAAGGGCAGAUAAUCCCCAAAGAGAACAGCAAUGGCAAGGCGUCAUCCGGCAAAAAGAACGGAGUCAAGAUGAACGACGGAAAGAUCAAUGGCAAUGCCAAGGCUGGAAAGGUUGAGACCAUCCCAUUCCUUCAUUUAAAGAGAAAGGACGAGCAUGGUUGGGAAUACAGCAAGAGGCUUACAGGCCUCUAUCUUGAUGGCUUAGAGCAAGCUGCCAAAUCUGGUGUCACUUUCCAAGGCAAGAAUGCUUUGAUGACUGGUGCUGGAGCUGGCUCAAUCGGGGCUGAUGUAUUGCAAGGCUUGAUCAGUGGUGGUGCUAAGGUUGUUGUAACUACCAGUCGAUUCUCCAGACAGGUCACUGAGUAUUAUCAAUCGAUGUAUGCUCGCCAUGGAUCCCGAGGAUCUCAACUUAUUGUCGUUCCCUUCAACCAAGGUAGUAAACAAGACGUUGAAGCCUUGAUUGACUAUAUUUACGAUCCAAAGAAGGGUCUUGGAUGGGAUCUCGACUAUGUCAUCCCAUUUGCUGCCAUUCCCGAGAACGGUCGUGAAAUUGAUAGCAUCGACUCCAAAUCAGAGCUUGCUCACCGCAUCAUGUUGACCAAUCUACUCCGUCUUUUGGGUUGUGUGAAGACUCAGAAGUUUGAGCGAGGAUUCGAAACUAGACCUGCUCAAGUCGUCUUGCCGCUCUCUCCAAAUCACGGUACCUUUGGAAACGACGGUCUUUACUCCGAAUCCAAGUUGGCAUUGGAAACCUUAUUCAACAGAUGGCACUCGGAAAGCUGGGGUAGCUUCCUCACUAUCUGCGGAGCUGUCAUUGGUUGGACUCGUGGUACUGGUCUCAUGUCUGGCAACAACAUUGUCGCAGAAGGUGUCGAAGCUUAUGGUGUACGCACGUUCUCUCAGCAAGAAAUGGCUUUCAACUUGUUGGGCUUGAUGGCCCCUAACAUUGUUGACCUCUGCCAAUCUGAGCCAGUUUUCGCCGAUCUGAACGGUGGUUUACAAUUCAUUCCUAACCUCAAGGACUUGAUGACCAAACUCCGAAAAGACAUAAUGGAGACUAGCGAAGUCCGACAAGCUGUCACUAAGGAGACCGCCAUUGAGAAUAAGAUUGUCAAUGGUGAGGACAGUGAGAUGCUCUACAAGAAGGUCACAAUUGAACCACGCGCAAACAUCAAGUACAACUUCCCAUCAUUACCAGACUGGAAGAAGGAAGUUUCUCCACUUAAUGAAAACCUCAAGGGAAUGGUUGAUCUCGAAAAGGUUGUUGUAGUUACUGGUUUUGCUGAGGUUGGACCAUGGGGUAACUCUCGGACUAGAUGGGAAAUGGAGGCAUACGGAGAAUUCUCUUUGGAAGGUUGUGUUGAAAUGGCCUGGAUUAUGGGUCUCAUCAAGAAUCACAAUGGUAACCUUAAAGGCAAAUCAUACGCAGGAUGGGUUGAUGCCAAGACCGGAGAUCCGGUUGACGAUAAAGAUAUCAAGAGCAAAUACGAGAAGUACAUUCUCGAACACUCCGGUAUCCGUUUGAUUGAGCCCGAGCUUUUCAAAGGCUAUAACCCGGAGAAGAAGCAAUUGCUUCAAGAGGUUGUCAUUCAAGAGGACUUGGAGCCAUUUGAGACCUCCAAGGAGACAGCAGAAGAGUUUAAACGUGAGCACGGUGACAAAGCUGAAAUCUUCGAGAUCCCAGAAUCUGGAGAGUAUCUCGUCCGCAUGCGUAAGGGCGCUACCCUACUCAUUCCAAAGGCUCUUCGCUUCGACCGACUUGUCGCAGGUCAAAUCCCGACUGGAUGGGAUGCUAAAAAAUAUGGUAUUCCGGAUGAUAUUAUCUCACAAGUCGACCCUGUCACCUUGUUCGUCCUUGUUUGUACUGUCGAGUCUUUAUUGGCAUCUGGUAUUACUGAUCCAUAUGAGUUCUAUCAGUAUGUACACAUCUCUGAAGUAGGUAACUGUAUUGGGUCUGGUAUUGGUGGUACCACGGCUCUAAGAGGAAUGUAUAAAGAUCGCUUCUUGGACAAACCGCUCCAAAAGGAUAUCCUUCAAGAGUCUUUCAUUAACACCAUGAGUGCUUGGGUCAACAUGUUGUUGAUCUCCUCGACUGGUCCAAUUAAGACUCCUGUCGGAGCUUGCGCUACAUCAGUCGAAUCCAUCGAUAUUGGUUACGAGACUAUUCUUGAAGGGAAAGCUCGCGUCUGUUUUGUUGGUGGCUUCGAUGAUUUCCAAGAGGAGGGUUCAUAUGAGUUUGCCAACAUGAAGGCCACCAGCAAUGCCGUCGAUGAAAUCGCUCACGGCCGCACACCCAAGGAAAUGUCUCGUCCUAAUACCACCACCAGAAAUGGUUUCAUGGAGUCCCAAGGUUGUGGUAUCCAAGUCAUCAUGACUGCCAAGCUUGCUCUUGACAUGGGUGUACCAAUCUACGGUAUCCUUGGAUUAACUACCACUGCUACUGAUAAGAUUGGGCGAUCUGUUCCUGCUCCAGGACAAGGUGUUCUCACAACGGCUCGUGAAAACCCAGGCAAGUUCCCAUCGCCACUUUUGGAUAUCAAGUACCGUCGCAGACAAGUUGAGCUCCGCAAGAAGAACAUCAAGGCAUGGCAGGAGUCAGAACUUGAGUAUCUUCAUGAGGAGAUUUCUGCUAUGAAAGCUCAAGGGACAGACUUCAACGAGAGCGAAUAUGCUCAAGAACGUGCACAGCAUAUCGAGCGCGAAGCUCUACGUCAAGAACGCGAGGUCCUAAACAGUCUUGGCAACAGUUUCUGGAAGAAAGAUCCUACCAUCGCACCGCUUCGUGGUGCCCUUGCUACUUGGGGCCUUACCAUCGAUGACCUCGAUGUCGCAUCUUUCCACGGUACCUCAACCGUUGCAAACGAUAAGAACGAGUCGUCAGUCAUUUGCCAACAGAUGGAGCAUCUUGGUCGUAAAAAGGGUAACGCUCUUAUGGGUAUCUUCCAGAAGUAUUUGACAGGUCAUCCUAAGGGUGCUGCCGGCGCUUGGAUGUUUAAUGGUUGUUUGCAGGUCCUCAACAGUGGUUUGGUCCCUGGUAACAGGAAUGCCGACAACAUCGACCAAGUUAUGGAGAAGUUUGACUACAUUGUUUACCCCAGCCGCAGCAUCCAAACAGAUGGUGUCAAGGCUUUCUCUGUUACCUCCUUCGGUUUCGGUCAGAAGGGUGCCCAGGCUAUUGGUAUCCAUCCAAAGUAUUUGUACGCCACUCUUGAUGAGCAAACAUACUCGGCAUACUGUACCAAGGUUGAGGCCAGGCAGAAGAAGGCUUACCGCUACUUCCACAACGGAAUGAUUACAAAUACCUUGUUUGUUGCCAAGGAAAAAUCUCCUUACACCAACGAUCAAGAGGGAACUGUCUUCCUUAACCCAGAUGCUCGUGUAUCAGUUGACAGGAAGACGUCUGCUCUCACAUACGCUCCAAACUUCGCCAAGAAGGUCAUCAACAAGGAAAAGGCCGAGAGCACAAAGCAACUGGUUGAAUCACUUGCAAAGGGCGCUGCAACAGCUGGUAACAAAGUUGGUGUUGAUGUAGAGGAUAUUGCUGCUAUCAACAUCGACAACGAGACAUUCUUGGAGAGAAACUUCACCGAGAAAGAGGUCGCUUACUGCAAGCAAGCACCCCACCCACAGGCAUCUCUCGCUGGGAAGUGGAGUGCAAAAGAGGCAGUCUUCAAGUCUCUUGGUGUUGCAAGCAAGGGAGCCGGAGCACCUUUGAAGGAGAUUGAGAUUACUAACAACGAAAAGGGUGCACCAAUAGUCUCGCUUCACGGCAAUGCCGCAACAGCGGCAAAGGAAGCCGGUGUAAAGGAGAUCAGCAUUUCUAUCUCGCACUCCGAUAGCCAAGCCAUCGCAAUUGCCGUUGCAACCUUUUAG